Haemonchus placei is the source of this 474-nucleotide messenger RNA. The record is from the annotation of a GenBank genome assembly. NCBI's taxonomy places the organism in Eukaryota, Metazoa, Nematoda, Chromadorea, Rhabditida, Trichostrongylidae.
AUGUCUACUAGGGGUGAGGGUGAUCGCGCUGGGCGAGGGGAAGAUUGUUCGAGAAGUGUCCUUCUGAGAACGUGCACAUUCAUUUGCCCGGAGCACAGCGACCGCCGCCGUUGUCAAGCUGAGAACAACGACGACGAGGACGACGACGACGACGACGACAGCAACGGCGCGGCCGGCCACGUAAGGAGGUGGGAAUUGCGUGGUCGUUGUGGCGAGCUCAAGCUCCGCCUACGACAGCUGAUACACGAGAGGCAGAUCGAUCCGCGCCAGAGCUGGCAUGCCGCGAACGGCGCUCUCGCUCGUCAGAAGCUCGACGAUGUCGUCGUCGUCGUUGCUGCUCCAGCUCUCUGUCGUCGACUGGCUUCUACUACUGGUACUUCUGAUUCCACUGCCAAUGAUCAGUGCUUCGUCCCCGGUAAGAACUCUUACCUCGCAUCCAUCAUCAUGUCAAAAGCCACUGUAGUCCCUUCAUAA